This is a messenger RNA of Carcharodon carcharias (great white shark), 855 nucleotides long. RefSeq names its product protein phosphatase 1 regulatory subunit 3E-like. Lineage: Eukaryota; Metazoa; Chordata; Chondrichthyes; Lamniformes; Lamnidae. The coding region runs from base 1 to 855 and encodes 284 amino acids. Gene Ontology annotation, biological process: regulation of glycogen biosynthetic process. The transcript has 4 exons. The record is from RefSeq and is a predicted model, not a curated record. Gene Ontology annotation, cellular component: protein phosphatase type 1 complex. Gene Ontology annotation, molecular function: protein phosphatase 1 binding; glycogen binding.
AUGUCCCGUGCCCCCCCGUCUCGGUUCGACAUCCCCCGCAACCUCAGCUACAUCUCCGGCCUGUACGAGAAGGCCUACUACGCCUCGCAGAGGCCCGGCGCCGGGAGGGAGGAGGAGGAGGAGGAGACCGGGGCCUCGGGGAGCGGGAGCCACCAGCAGCAGCAGCAGCAGCGGAGGAGGAGGAGGAGGAGGAGGAGGAGGGCCCGCUCGCUCCCGGCCAGGGCUGAGCUUGGCCGCAGCCGCAGCCCCGACACCCGCAAGAGGGUGCGCUUCGCCGACUCGCUGGGCCUGGAGCUGGCCGCGGUCAAGCGCUUCAGCCAGUGGGAGGCGCCGCGGGUGCCCAGCCACGUGCAGGCCCAGCUGCAGCGUGACGCCAUCCGCCAUUUUGCCACUUGUCAGCCCGACUGCAGCCCGCCCCGGCCCCUGGAGCCCACCUUCGCCAACCCCAUCUGCUCGGUGGACUUCCUGCAGCGGGUGGGCCGGGAGAAAGUGUGCCUGGAGGGGGUGGCCGUGGAAAGGUUUCGCUUGUGGGGCACCGUGCGGGUGCUGAACCUGGCGUUCCGCAAGGAGGUGACGGUGCGGCACACGGUGGACGACUGGCGCUCCUACUCCGACACGCCGGCCUCCUACAUCCCCCAGUCCGCCGACCGCCAGACCGACCGCUUCUCCUUCGAGCUGGCGCUGCCCCCUUACCUGGCGGGCAGCAGCGUCCAGCUGGCCGUGCGCUACCGGGCCGGCCAGGCCGAGUACUGGGACAACGACGGCGGCCGCAACUACAGGCUGCGUCCGGCCUUGGAGGCUCGCCCCUCGCUGCCCCCUGUGGACUGCGACACCGGCUGGGUUCACUUUGUGUGA